Molecule: messenger RNA, 2446 nt
Organism: Triticum aestivum (bread wheat)
Lineage: Eukaryota; Viridiplantae; Streptophyta; Magnoliopsida; Poales; Poaceae
Product: ABC transporter G family member STR2
Exons: 4
Coding region: 91-2235 (714 amino acids)
Biological process (GO): transmembrane transport
Cellular component (GO): membrane
Molecular function (GO): ATP hydrolysis activity; ABC-type transporter activity; ATP binding
Source: RefSeq, a predicted model, not a curated record
GCUUUAGUAUGCACACGCAUUGCAUGGUUACAAAAAAACAUCAUACUCGACUGGCAGCUAUAGACAGAAGCUAGUGUCCGAGAGCACACCAUGGCGCAGCCGAACCACCGGUACGGCGGCCACCGUGACCUGGAAGCCGUGAUAGACAUGGACCACCCGGAGAAGCCGACCGCGAAAGGCGGCAGCCGGUUCAGCUUCACCGGCGGGCUGGAGUUCACCAGCCUUACGUACACGGUGGUCAAGAAGCAGCGCGGAGUCGGCGGGGAGUGGGAGAAGAAGGACGUGGACCUUCUGCACGAGAUCACGGGGUACGCGCCCAAAGGCUGCGUCACCGCCGUGAUGGGUCCCAGCGGCGCCGGCAAGUCGACAUUCCUGGACGCGCUCGCCGGGCGCAUCUCCAGCCUCGACGGCCGCGUGGCGCUCGACGGCGUCGAGAUGAGCCCCAGCGUCAUCAAGCGUUCGUCCGCCUACGUCAUGCAGGACGACCGCCUCUUCCCCAUGCUCACCGUCUACGAGACGCUCUUGUUCGCCGCCGACUUCCGCCUCGGCUCCGCCGUUUCCCCCUCCGACAAGAAGCUCCGCGUCGACAACCUCAUCGAGCAGCUCGGACUCACGACAUCAAGAAACACGUACAUCGGGGACGAGGGCACGAGGGGCGUGUCCGGCGGAGAGCGCCGGCGCGUCUCGAUCGGCGUGGACAUCAUCCACGGGCCGGCGCUGCUGUUCCUCGACGAGCCGACGUCGGGGCUCGACUCGACGAGCGCGCACAGCGUGAUCGAGAAGGUGCACGACAUCGCGUGCGCAGGGAGCACCGUGGUGCUGACCAUCCACCAGCCGUCGUCGCGGAUCCUGCAGCUCCUCGACCACCUCAUCAUCCUGGCACGCGGGCAGCUAAUGUACAGCGGCGGGCCCAAGGAGGUGACCGCGCACCUCGGCCGCAUGGGCCGCAAGGUGCCCAAAGGGGAGAACUCCAUCGAGCACCUCCUCGACGUCAUCCAGGAGUACGACCAGUCCGAGUUCGGCGUCAACGCCCUCGCCGAGUUCUGCCUCACCGGUCUGAAGCCGCGCAAGCUCGCCGCCGAGGGGAUCUCCACCGUGUCUAGCAUCCCUCCGACACCGGUUGGGCCCGGGGGCGAGGACUUCGACCACAGCCUCAGGAGCCAGCACUCCAAGUCCCCGUGGAGCGGCGCGCAGUUCACGCCGUCCCGGCGCCCCAAGAAAGAUCAAAGCGGCAAGUCACAGAACCCUCCAAGGUACGGGCCGGAGAUCGUGAUGGGGACGCCGACGCCGCUGAGCAGCAUCUCGGUGUACACGGUGAACGAGGCCGACUACCUGUCGCCGGCGCAGCGCGCGUCCGCCACGGGGGCGCCCGGCGUGGGCAUCAACGCGCUGGGGCACCGCGGCAAGUUCGCCAACUCGUACGCGGCGGAGGUGUGGGUGCUGAUGCGGCGCAACUUCACCAACAUCUGGCGCACGCCGGAGCUGUUCCUGUCGCGGCUGAUGGUGCUGACGGUGAUGGGGUUCCUGAUGGCCACCAUGUUCACCAAGCCCAAGGACAACACGCAGGGCAUCACCAACCGGCUCAGCUUCUUCAUCUUCACCGUGUGCGUCUUCUUCUUCUCCUCCAACGACGCCGUCCCGGCCUUCAUCCAGGAGCGCUUCAUCUUCAUCAGGGAGACCUCGCACAACGCGUACCGCGCGUCCGCGUACGUGGUCGCCGGGGUGAUCACGUACCUGCCCUUCCUCCUGCUCCAGUCCGCCGCCUACGCCCUCAUCACCUGGUGGGCCAUCGGGCUCCACGGCCAGUUCGUCUACUUCCUCGUCAUGCUCUACGCCUCGCUCCUCUCCACCAACUCCUUCGUCGUCUUCAUCAGCUCCAUCGUGCCAAACUUCAUCCUUGGGUACGCGGCGGUGAUCGCGUUCACGGCGCUCUUCUUCCUCUUCUGCGGCUACUUCGUGGACAGCCAGAGCAUCCCGCAGGGGUGGAAGUGGAUGAACACCGUGUCCACGAUGAAGUACCCGUACGAGGGCCUCCUGAUGAACGAGUUCGGCGGGACGCGCAUCUUCUCCUCGAACCCGCCGCUCGACGGCAACGCCAUCCUCGAGAACCUCACCAUCAGCGUGCACAAGGACCGCAAGUGGAGGAUGGUGCUCUACCUCCUCGGCUGGGCCGUCUUCUACCGCGUGCUCUUCUACCUCGUCCUCCGCUUCGCCUCCAAGAACAAGAGGAAGUAGCCUCGCCUCGCCUGUAUCCACAUAUCAUGGUGGUUUGCUUUGCUGGCUUAAUCCCAAGCUCUCUGGUAGUCAUUCAUUUGAAUUGACGGGACCACGUACGGAUCAUGUCAAGAUCUCCGUCCAAGAUUUGUAGUAUUCCUACUGAACUGUAAUUUUCAGAUAAGACAUUGUGUUGAUACUUGAUAGAGCGUGCCGUGAUUUAUUCUGAUCA